Messenger RNA from Calypte anna (Anna's hummingbird), 2714 nucleotides. It is a transcript of the gene MMP11, whose product is annotated as matrix metallopeptidase 11. Gene Ontology annotation, cellular component: extracellular matrix. Lineage: Eukaryota; Metazoa; Chordata; Aves; Apodiformes; Trochilidae. Gene Ontology annotation, molecular function: metalloendopeptidase activity; zinc ion binding. The coding region runs from base 101 to 1609 and encodes 502 amino acids. The transcript is spliced from 8 exons. Gene Ontology annotation, biological process: collagen catabolic process; proteolysis; extracellular matrix organization. The record is from RefSeq and is a predicted model, not a curated record.
AAAGGCAGGAGCGGGAGGAGACGCGGGGAGGAGGGCAGGCGGCCCCGGGGGGGGGAUAAAAGCUUCAGCGGGGACCCCCCCCCCAUCCCUCCUCCGCCCCAUGUCCGAGCCCUCUCCGCCGCCCGGCAUGGCCCGUUCGCCGCUGCCCCCCGCCGCCGCCGCCGCCUUCUUGGCCGCCGCUUUGCUGCACAUCGCCUCCGCAGCCCCCGCCCGCCGACACAAACCGGACACAUCUCGGAAGCAUCACACUUGGAAGGAGCAGAGUCCUUGGCUGUCUUCCUUGGUGAACACUAUGGGGACCGGUGUGCCUGCCAAGAGAUUUCCUGCGGGUGUGGGGGAGCAGGUACCAGGCUGGAACCCUCCCCGCUGCGGCGUCCCCGACCUCCCGGCCCUGCUGGACGGGCAGAACGGGCGGAACCGUCAGAAGCGAUUUGUCCUCUCUGGUGGACGCUGGGACAAGACUGACCUCACCUACAAAAUUAUCAGGUUCCCGUGGCAACUUGUAAAAGCUAAAGUGAGAAGGACCAUUGAGGAAGCUCUGAAAGUCUGGAGUGAUGUGACCCCACUGACCUUCACCGAGGUGCAGGAGGGCCGGGCUGACAUUGUCAUUGAUUUUACCAGGUACUGGCAUGGAGACAACUUGCCUUUUGAUGGGCCUGGAGGGAUCCUGGCACACGCAUUCUUCCCCAAGACCCACCGGGAGGGAGAUGUCCAUUUUGACUAUGAUGAGACCUGGACCAUUGGGAACAACCUGGGCACUGACCUCCUCCAAGUGGCUGCUCAUGAGUUUGGCCAUGUCCUGGGCCUGCAACACACAUCUGUCUCCAAGUCACUGAUGUCUCCUUUCUACAUCUUCCGCUACCCACUGAGCCUGAGUGAGGAUGACAAGCAAGGUAUCCAGUACCUCUAUGGGAAACCCAAUCUGCAUCCUGACCCAACCCCAACUCAGCCAGCAGAGCUGCCCCAACCAGACCUUGAAACAAAUGAGAUCACCAACGUGGAGCCCCUGCAGCCUGAUGCCUGUGACACAGCGUUCGACGCUGCCUCCUCCAUCCGUGGGGAACUCUUCUUCUUCAAGUCCCGCUACGUGUGGCGGCUCCGAGCUGGAAAGCUGCAAGAGGGAUACCCAGCUCUGGCCUCCCGCCACUGGCAGGGGAUCCCCAGCUCUGUCGAUGCCACCUUCGAGGACCCUCUGGGCAAUAUCUGGUUUUUCCAAGACUCUCAGUACUGGAUUUACGAUGGUGAGAGACGGGUAUCUGGUCCCACCCCAAUUGUGGACCUGGGCCUCCCUGCAUCCCCUGUGCAGGCAGCUCUGGUGUGGGGGGCUGAGAAGAACAAGAUUUACAUCUUCAGUGGAGGCAACUACUGGCGCUUCAACCCCCGUACCUGUCAGGUGGACAACAUCUAUCCCCGGACCAUGGCUGACUGGCGUGGAGUCCCUCAGGAGAUCGAUGCAGCUUUUCAGGAUGAGUUUGGAUUUGCCUAUUUCCUGAGAGGCCGAGAUUACUGGAAGUUUGACCCAGUCCAGGUUAAAGUGCUGGAGGGCUACCCUCGCCAGAUCAGCCAGGACUUCUUCAGCUGUACACCUUCCUCCAACUCCUUCAGAUGAGGGGGGUGCUGAUGUCCUCCAUGCUCCCCUUCCAUCACCCUUACCUCCAGCAGCCACACAGAGGGUUCCCUUUGCCAUUCCUGGCUUCCUUUCAGGCUCAGGGUCUGACAUAACAGGUCUCUGUCCUAACAAGUGACAAAGUUUGCUCCUCUCCAGUUCCAGCAGCCCCAGCUUCCGUUGCUUAUCAAUACAAAAGCAUCUGCCAUGAUCUUUGCUGGCAAGAGCAGCCACUAAACCCUUAAUGGGGCCAUACUCUUCCAGCAACAGCACCAAAAGCCAUCAAGCCAGCUUGGAAGGAGAUCACACUUCUAAUUAACCUUGACCCCACCCUGUAGAACUGAUCCAACGGCAUUUCCUAUGUUUACAUAGCUCUCCACAGCAGCACUCGCUGCUUCAGACAUUGGCCUGGGAGGAGAAGGGCUUCCAUGGAGACACCUCCCGUACCCUUAGCCAGGGACUUUGAAGGACACCGACUGCCUGCGGAGGAGCGCAGACGUGCGGCUGCUGCCAGGGUCACCCCACCAGGCUGCGGUGGUGACUGCCAGGACCCUGCCACAGCCCUACUCCCGGUUUUAUGUUGUAUUACUAGUAUGCGGUAGGAUUUUAUACUGGUUUGUACAUAGACAAGGGGCUCUCUCGCUCCCGGGGUGCUGGGUGCCAGUGCUGGACACUGCCCCGUCGCUCCCCGUGCUCCUACCGAGCUCGGUUCCUCACCCCGGGUUGCUCAUGACUGCACUAAUCGGCUUCGGACCGCCGUUCCCAGCCCGCCUGGACACCGGCCGGGGGCUGACACCGAACAGCCCCGCUCCAGCUCUUUGCACACCCUCCAGGCUACCGAACCUUAUGCCGAUAAAAACACAUCACCCAACCCAACGGGGCUGGCUCAGCUUCUUCACCUUCCACCCCACCUGUUCCUCGCCCCGGCUGGAGACUCCGCCGCGAGUGAGCCGGGGGUGACCGGCACCGCAGCCCCGGGGGUCUCGGUGCCGGCCUCUCCUCACGUGCAUGACUGUAGAACAUUACAGCCCCCUACGUUCCUACACCCCUCUGUGAGUGCUGUGUAUUUAUGUACCGCCCUACAACAAUAAACCGCCUCUUUUCUACA